CUUGGUGAACAGUCAACCACGGUCUGGCUAGUUCGCUUGGCGUGGCGUGGUUAUGCAGAAUGAAGACAAACAAGAAACACACACCAAAUACACAGAGUGACAGCUGGGUUGUCGUUGCCGCAGACUCAGCCAUCGACAUACAGAAGCAUGACAGUGACCCUGAUUUUGUGAGACUGAGAAAUCCCUCAACAGAUGCGGCGUCUUUGUACCUGUUGAGCAGCGGUGAUGUGCAGCUUUACGAGGUCAAAGCAUUUAAAGAAGACUUUCACUCCUGGUUCAUUGGACAGACUGUGCAGAGAGAUGGGAGACUUCUCUUUAUUACUCCAAUGGACCCUCUCUAUCUUAUUUUGCCUUAUUUAAUGAAAGCUGAAAAGGAGGGACAGUUCCAGCCCAUGGAUCAAGUGGUACUGGAUGAGGAGUUUCCUGCUUGCCCGAGGCUGCUAAGCUGCACACGGUCCCGGGCUUCCCUACACCACAUUGCUGAAGAGAAAGAGGUGGGAGGCGUGAAGUUUCACAGAUACAGUCAGGGGAAGACCAUGGACUGGUUAAAGAUAAAGGUGGAGAGGACGGUGACUGCCCUCAGGAAGAGUAACGUCGCAGUUGGAGAAGGAGUGAAGUCCACAACAUUCAUCAGGGUGAAGAUGGAGUCUGACGCUCGUGACGAAGAUUACCUUCGCUAUGCCCACGGCCUUGUAUCCGAAUACAUCAGCAAAGACUUGAGCAAAGCCCUCCUUGAGCACUUACAGUUACCCGAACUCACCAGCCCCAAGGAGACUGAGCCUCCUUCUAAGAAGCGGAAACUCUCAGACAAACCAGUGGAGGCCAAAGAGGACUACACCAAAUUCAACAGUGGAGAUUUCACCCGCAAACCGCCCAAGAAGAUGACAGCUGCUGAAAAAACUCUGGCAAAGGUGGACAAAACUGGCAUGAAGACUUUGUCAUCUUUCUUUAGCCCCAAGGUCAAAGCAGAAAAGAAAUGAAUAUUGUAUGUAGCUGUAGUUUUCUACCUUAUCUGUGUGUGCACGACAGUUUUGUAAUAAAGAAGAAAAUAUAUUUAAUGUUGAAUCCAUU
Molecule: messenger RNA, 1071 nt
Organism: Lampris incognitus (smalleye Pacific opah)
Lineage: Eukaryota; Metazoa; Chordata; Actinopteri; Lampriformes; Lampridae
Gene: rnaseh2b
Product: ribonuclease H2, subunit B
Exons: 11
Coding region: 60-980 (306 amino acids)
Biological process (GO): RNA catabolic process; ribonucleotide metabolic process
Cellular component (GO): ribonuclease H2 complex; nucleoplasm
Source: RefSeq, a predicted model, not a curated record